This is a messenger RNA of Pestalotiopsis fici W106-1, 1167 nucleotides long. RefSeq names its product Pre-mRNA-splicing factor CWC2. NCBI's taxonomy places the organism in Eukaryota, Fungi, Ascomycota, Sordariomycetes, Amphisphaeriales, Sporocadaceae. Gene Ontology annotation, cellular component: U2-type catalytic step 1 spliceosome; Prp19 complex; U2-type catalytic step 2 spliceosome. The transcript has a single exon. The record is from RefSeq and is a predicted model, not a curated record. Gene Ontology annotation, molecular function: U6 snRNA binding; pre-mRNA binding; metal ion binding. The coding region runs from base 1 to 1167 and encodes 388 amino acids.
AUGGCAACGGAAAACGACGAUCAGGCGCUCGUUGCGCAAUCGACCGAAGUCGCAGCGCCUGCCCCCAAGAAAGUAAAAAAGAUCAUCCGCAAGAAACGCCCUGCCAGACCUCAAGCAGACUCUGCCUUCACCGAGGAGCCCCCGCCGCAGACUGGAACGAUAUUCAACAUUUGGUACAACAAAUGGUCGGGCGGUGAUCGUGAUGACAAGUACACAAACACUGCGGCAAAAGGCCGUUGCAAUAUCGCCAAGGAUGCUGGUUACACCAGGGCCGACAAGAUCCCGGGCUCAUAUUUUUGUCUCUGGUUCGCACGAGGUUUAUGUCCAAAGGGCCAGGACUGCCAAUACCUUCACCGGCUGCCGACGAUCCAUGACAUGUUCAACCCGAAUGUAGACUGCUUCGGCCGCGACAAGCAUUCCGACUACAGAGACGACAUGGGAGGUGUGGGAAGUUUCAUGAGGCAGAACCGCACCAUUUACGUCGGUCGCAUACAUGUAACAGACGACAUUGAGGAGAUUGUGGCCAGACAUUUUGCCGAAUGGGGUCAGAUUGAGCGGAUACGCGUGUUGAACACAAGAGGUGUCGCCUUCAUCACAUACUCCAACGAGGCUAACGCGCAGUUCGCCAAGGAAGCCAUGGCUCACCAAGCACUCGAUCACAGCGAGGUUCUAAAUGUUAGAUGGGCAACGGCAGAUCCUAAUCCCAUGGCACAAGCGAGAGAAGCCAGACGCAUCGAAGAACAAGCCGCCGAGGCGAUCAGAAGAGCACUGCCGGAAGCGUUCAUCGCGGAAAUUGAGGGUCGGGAUCCCGAGUCGAGAAAGCGGAGGAAGGUGGAGAGCGGCUUUGGGCUAGAGGGAUACGAAGCACCAGAUAAUGUCUACUUUGCAAGAGGAGCACAGGCUGUGAAUCCUGCUGGCAGGGAAGGUCAUGACUUGGAGUACGAGCAGCGGCUCAUGAUCGAAAAUGGUGAGGUGGACGGUAAUCAUGAUGGUCAGGCUCUGCCUGCCCUGGAGGAUAAGCCCGAGGAAAAAGGGGGCAUCUUCUCAAGCAGCACACUCGCAGCAUUGAAAGGAGCACAAGUCAAGGCUGCACCCAAAGCUGCGCCUAAAAUUUCGUCUGGGCCUUUAGUAGCAUAUGGCAGCGAUGACGAGGAUGACGAUGAAUAG